UCCAUGGAGAGGAUGUAGCUAGCUGUGUCGGGGCUGAUGCACAGGGUUUUCCUCACAACAACAAUUAUUAUCUUCCGAUUGCGGCACAGUUGAGGGGAAACAACAUAUUUACAUGUGCAUUUUUGCAGUCGAUUGUAUUUAGCGGAUCGUCUAGCGACCGUUGUGGGCCUUUCUUAGUACACAUGUUGGUUUUAGCUAACGUUAGCUAGCCUGCUAGUCAGUGGUAUGGAAUGGAAGGGGUUUGCCGAUCAUAAUAGCAGCAUCUUUGCGACCAGUUACAGCAACAGCAGAAAUAGGAACCAUGAUUAGGCCUCUCACAGGCCACACUCUGCAUUUCUGUGGGUUUUUACAAUAUCUAUUCGACCUGGCAUCGGGACAGGCAGCCUUUGAAUUGAUGCAGUCUAGUCCAGAGAGUUUGCAGUGAAAGGUCUCAUUGCAUUGGCUAGCAGGCUAAUUAGCUUGCUAGCUAGCCUCCGUUACAAUUGGUGUUUCGUCGCGAAUAGGAAAACAGCUAGCUGGCUAGCUCGUUAACGUUAGCUUGCUGGCUAGCUAACUUGCUACGGGGUUUUUUGAAUUGUACACAAUCCCUGGGACUAAGACAUUUUAAGCAUUAACUGGACUUUUCUGGAGUAGACAACACCUCAACGUGUGGAUAUCGCUGUUAUCCCAGCUGUUGCUGUUUUUGGUAAGCAGUGGCAGCCACCAAGGAUUCCUUUUUGCAAGCGGAGAAACUGACUGCCGUAUGAAUGUGGGACAAAAUGGAGACCCCGACGAUUGUGUACGAUCUGGAUACCUCCGGGGGUCUUAUGGAGCAAAUCCAAACCCUGCUCGCACCCCCGAAGUCCGAGGAUGGCGAAAAACGAAGCCGAAAACCGGAGAAGGAACCUCGGAGAAGCGGCCGGGCCACGAACCACGACACCUGCGAUAGCUGCCGAGAAGGAGGGGACCUCCUGUGCUGUGAUCACUGUCCCGCCGCCUUCCACCUACAGUGCUGUAACCCACCCCUGAGCGAGGAGAUGCUGCCCCCUGGAGACUGGAUGUGUCAUCGCUGCAACGUGCGCAGGAAGAAGCGUGAGCAGAGGGCGGAGCAGAUAAACGGUCUCCUGGAGAGGCAGUUAUCGAAGCGCUCGUCGUCUCCGGCAGGGGAGCUGGAGCUGGGUGCGGUGCGGCUGGACGGGGUUCCCCCAGGCGGCCUGAGGAUGGCGGUGGCGCAGGUCCGCCUCCUGGAGCGCCGCACCAGCAGCCGGCCUGGCACGCCCACCUCCAACGCCUCCACAGACACGCCCACGCCCUCAGAGCAGAAUGACGUGGACGAGGACCUGCUGGACGUCGAAGAUGAGGCUCCCAGCUCAGAGCCCGAGACCGCCACCCCGCACCUCAAGAGGCCCUUCGAGCUGCUGAUCGCUGCUGCCAUGGAGAGGAACCCCACGCAGUUCCAGCUCCCCAACGAGCUCACCUGCACCACCGCACUCCCAGGCAGCAGUAAGAGGAAGAGGAAGGAGGAGAUGACAGGGAAAAAUGUGAAGAGGCCACAGCAUGAGCUGGAUCACAACGGCCUGGUUCCCCUGCCUGUGAAGGUGUGCUUCACCUGUGGCAGGAGCUGUAGAGUGGCUCCCCUGAUCCAGUGUGAUUACUGCCCCUUGCUUUUCCACAUGGACUGCCUGGACCCUCCCCUCACCGCCAUGCCCACAGGGAAGUGGAUGUGCCCCAACCACAUGGAGCACAUUGUGCUGAACCAGAAGAACAUGACCCUGAGUAACCGCUGCCAGCUCUUCGACCAGUUCCAGGACCGCAUCUCCCAGCACGCCGUGAAGGUGGACUUCCUGCGCCGGGUCCACCGGCAGAACCCGCCCAACCGAUGCGGCCUCCUCCCACACAGGAAGAAGACCUUCAAGGUUCCUGAAGCCAUUAAGGCCCAGUACCAGUGCCCCCCUGCAAUGCUGGCCCCUGCUGGAAUCCGGAAUGGGGAGCUCAUCUGUAACGGCAUCUCGGAGCCCCCCCAGCCGCCCCGCGCCUCCCCUCAGCACUCAACCAGCGAGGCGGAGCAGCAGGAGUGGCUCCGUGACGUCAUCACCCUCCAGUGCAGCAUCAUGAGGCACUUGUCGUUGAGGCGGGGGCUGCCCCCCCUCUGGGGCUCGGAGCCGACGGACAGGGCAGACGUGAAGCAAUGCGUGGUGGCAGGCGAGGACAGCUGCUCUCGGCAUCCCACAGACAGGACAGUCUUGCCUGUCCCCUUCCCUGAGUCCUGCAGUAUCGCACUCAGCCACCAGGGGGAGGAGAGGGUCAGCUGCGGCUUGUGCGUGGGCAGGCCGUGCCAAGACUGCAGGACUUCCAACGGCACGGCUGAGCAGCCGACCAAAACCAAUGGGCCUGGCCCCCACAGGCAGCCCAGCCCCCCAGCACACACGCGACUGCGCCCCCACACCCCUGCGGCCCCGCCCCCUGGACUACCCAACCACGUGGGCGGAGACACGGUUAAGAUGGAGGGCAGCGCUGCCCUCAGCCCCUGCGCCCAGAGGCCACCCUCCUCGCCCUGCCCAUCCCCCUGCCCAAACUCUGACCCUGCCCAGCCCCACGGGACGUCAGGGGGGCAGGCGGCUGCGCUGACCAGCCGCAGCGUGUCCUCGCCCACAGCAGGGACCCGGGCACUCACACCCCCUAGAGCCGCGCAGGACACGGGCGUGGCCAGGCUGUCCUCCCCCGCGCCGCCCUCAGGCGGAAAGGCCAGCCCCCGCGCCACUUCCCCCGCUGUCGGAGACCUCUCUGGAUGUGUGAAGGCUGUGAUGGAGGGAGACGGAGAGAUGGAGCUGAGUAAUCUGGAUGAGCAGUUAAUCAAACUCCUGGCAUGGCAGAGGAUCCAGCAGCUCUUCCCUCCAAAAGCACUUCCUCCACAGAGUGUCUGCAUGAUUCCGCCUUCCCCCUCCACCUCCCCCACACCGCUGCCACUGCAAAUGGAAGUGCAAAAGUCAGAGGUGCAGGCACGAGCGGUCUUCUAUCCGCUAACGGGGAAGGGCGGAGCUGUGAACAUGUGCUACAGGACCCUGUAUAUAGGAACUGGUGCUGACAUGGAUGUGUGCCUUACAAACUACGGUCAUUGUAACUAUGUGUCGGGGAAGCACGCCUGCAUCUUCUACGAUGAGAACACAAAGCAUUAUGAGCUGCUGAACUACAGUGAGCACGGGACCACAGUGGACAACGUGUUGUACUCCUGCGACUUCUCCGAGAAGACCACCCCCAGCCCUGCCAGCAGCGUGGCCUCCAAAGUGCAGAGCAUUAUCCGUCGCUGCAAAAGGAGGAAACAGGAGGAGGAAGAGCAGGGGGAGAGUGCAGAGGCGCUGCCACCAGGGGGUGUGAUGAGUCACCAGUCUCAGGGCGGGUCCCGGAACUCUUGCAGCUGCAAGGCCAGCAGCUCCAGCCUGAUUGGUGGAAGCGGAGCGGGGUGGGAGGGGACGGCGCUGCUGCACCAUGGCAGCUACAUCAAGCUGGGCUGCCUGCAGUUUGUCUUCAGCAUCACUGAGUUCGCCAGCAAGCAGCCCAAAGAGGAGGACGCCACAACUGCCCUUGACCAGGAGGGGGUGCCACUCGAUGACAAACAGGCAGUCAAACUCUACCAAGUUCCCGUGCUGCGCUCCAACUCAGUCCCCUGACCAGGGUUCCCAUGGCAACUCGGAGGCCAGCCUACUCAGCAGGAAA
This is a messenger RNA of Megalops cyprinoides (Indo-Pacific tarpon), 3693 nucleotides long. It is a transcript of the gene phf12b, whose product is annotated as PHD finger protein 12b. NCBI's taxonomy places the organism in Eukaryota, Metazoa, Chordata, Actinopteri, Elopiformes, Megalopidae. The transcript is spliced from 15 exons. Gene Ontology annotation, molecular function: transcription corepressor activity; protein binding. The record is from RefSeq and is a predicted model, not a curated record. Bases 747 to 3647 code for a protein of 966 amino acids. Gene Ontology annotation, cellular component: Sin3-type complex; nucleus. Gene Ontology annotation, biological process: negative regulation of transcription by RNA polymerase II.